GCGUGCGGGGAGCCGGCGGUACUGCUGCACCGGGGCCGGGGCCGUGGCCGGGCCGCUCUGCUGGAGCCAGCGGAACCGGCUGCAGCUGCUGGCGGCGGUGGCGGAGCGGCGGCGGCAGCGGAGCGGGAUGACCCUCAAGUCGGGGCGCAGCGCCAGCGCCGGCAGCAUGCGGACCGCGCUGUCCGACCUCUACCUGGAGCACCUCCUGCAGAACCGGGCCAAGCCCGAGGCCAUCACUCAGUCCCCGAAUGCCAUCACUGAGGACAUUUACACCAACGGCUCAGUGACGGGGGGCAGCCCUUCCCACAGCAACGGCCGCGAGAUGCGCAAGAUCCGCCUCGUCCAGUUCGAGAAGGUCAUGGAAGAGCCCAUGGGAAUCACGCUGAAGCUCAACGACAAGCAGAGUUGUAUGGUGGCCAGGAUCUUCCACGGGGGCAUGAUUCACAGACAAGGCUCCCUUCACGUGGGUGAUGAAAUCAUAGAAAUCAAUGGGCAGAGUGUGAGCAACCACUCAGUUGACCAGCUGCAGAAGAUGCUGAAAGAAACCAAGGGCAUGGUCUCAAUAAAAGUCAUUCCCAACCAGCAAAGCCGCCUGCCUGCUCUCCAGAUGUUCAUGAGGGCACAGUUUGACUAUGACCCCAAGAAAGACAACCUGAUCCCCUGCAAGGAAGCAGGGCUGAAGUUUCAGACCGGGGACGUGAUUCAGAUCAUAAACAAGGAUGACAGCAACUGGUGGCAGGGCCGGGUGGAGGGGUCCUGCACCGAGUCAGCAGGACUCAUCCCUUCUCCAGAGCUGCAGGAGUGGCGUGUGGCAAGCGUCACCCAGUCCGGUCAGAGCGAAUCCCCGAGCUGUAGCCCCUUCGGGAAGAAGAAGAAGUGCAAAGAUAAAUACCUGGCCAAGCACAGCUCCAUUUUUGACCAGCUGGAUGUGGUUUCCUAUGAGGAGGUGGUGAGGCUGCCUGCCUUCAAGAGGAAGACUCUGGUGCUCAUCGGGGCCAGCGGCGUGGGCCGUAGCCACAUCAAGAACGCUCUGCUCAGCAACAACCCGGACAAGUUCAUGUACCCACCCCCUUACACCACACGGCCCCAGAAGAAGAAUGAGGUGGAUGGGAAGGACUACUACUUUGUGUCCACCGAGGAGAUGACCCGGGACAUCUCAGCCAACGAGUUCCUGGAGUUUGGAAGCUACCAGGGAAACAUGUUUGGCACCAAGUUUGAAACAGUGCACAAGAUCCACCAGCAGGACAAAGUCGCUAUUUUGGACAUUGAGCCUCAGACCCUGAAGAUCGUCCGCACGGCCGAGCUCUCCCCAUUCAUAGUGUUCAUUGCCCCAACAGACAAGGCAGAGGAGACAGAGGCCUUGCAGCAGCUCCGGAAGGAUUCGGAGAGCAUCCGGAGCCGAUACGCACACUACUUCGACCUCUCGCUGGUCAACAACGGGGUGGAAGAAAGCCUCCAGCUGCUGCAGGAAGCCUUUGAGCAGGCCUGCAACUCCCCACAGUGGGUGCCUGUCUCCUGGGUCUACUGAGAGGGCAUCCGACCCCAGCCGCUUCCCAUCAGCCAUCCUGCAGCCAUGGGGAGAAACCUCCUCAGGUUUCCCUGAUCCACGCACAGCCCAGCACAAUUCCCUUCCUCUGCUGCUCCACGGACAUGGUCUCAAUUGGGUGACACACACAAUGGGAUCUCCGGAUCCCCUCUCCCAAGGGAACACAGGACAGGGAAUGCCCAGGGGACGGCUGCCUCCCUGGGUACCACAAUGUAGUGUUAAGUGGCUACAGCCAAGCCCAGAGCACCCCGUUAGCUCAGAGCACAGCUCCCACCUCACUGGGCAGGGGAAGGCUCAGUGCUGCUGGAGCACCCAGAUGCUCUCUGCAUCAGGCCCAAGGGAAGUGAAAGAGCAGAGGCUUUGCAGGCAGAUGUCCCCUACCAUGAGCACACUGUGCCACAGACACCUCAACAGCCUGGCUGGAGGCUGCAAGGCUUCAAGGGAACCCACAGCUUAGGAGGCUUCACAGAGACCACACCAGUGUUCCUACAUCUUAGGGUUCCUCCUCACAGAUGGGAAAGAGCAGGAAAAGGAGAACAUGGAUUGGAUGCUGGUGGCAUAGCACAUGCCACCCCCAGGCAGGCCUCAGCCCAUGUUCUGAGGUUGGAAUUGUGCGAUUCCCUGUGUAACUGUAAAAGCUCAGUGUAUUUCAAGUCUUCACUGUGCAGCUUGGAUUGUUACUGCCUCAGCAGCAGCCAAGGAAGUCCCAUGGACUAAACCCCAGAGGGACAGGCAGUUCAAUGGGUAAAUCUAGCCACAAGUAGCAGUUGCAUGCAAUAGAAACAGCAUCUCUGCAAAGAUCAUCCAGGCAUGCUUUCUCCGGUCUAGGGUGUACUUGCACACUGUAUGUGAGCAUAAAAGCCAUCCCUGCAAAGGGAAUCCUCCUGCAGGAGCGUAGUGAAGCACAAACCCCACCGUGACCAUGUCUGGGAAGCAUCACCCUGGCUCCUGGGCAAACCAUAGCCAUCAUUUAGGUGAACUCUCAUUUGUGUGUUCAGCAGUCAGCUAAGGGAAAGGGGUUCAGAAGUCUUGUGCAAUUCUUAAAGGAUGCCAAAACCACAAUCGAUGUGCAAUAGGGACCUUUGUUCUGAUCCACUGCAGGGAAACAAUGAGCAGCAAUAAACGUGUGCUGAGACAUUGC
This is a messenger RNA of Melopsittacus undulatus (budgerigar), 2687 nucleotides long. It is a transcript of the gene MPP1, whose product is annotated as MAGUK p55 scaffold protein 1. Gene Ontology annotation, molecular function: signaling receptor binding. The transcript is spliced from 12 exons. Gene Ontology annotation, cellular component: plasma membrane; cell-cell junction. The record is from RefSeq and is a predicted model, not a curated record. Bases 128 to 1528 code for a protein of 466 amino acids. NCBI's taxonomy places the organism in Eukaryota, Metazoa, Chordata, Aves, Psittaciformes, Psittaculidae.